Messenger RNA from Malus domestica (apple), 774 nucleotides. Its product is annotated as CDGSH iron-sulfur domain-containing protein NEET. Lineage: Eukaryota; Viridiplantae; Streptophyta; Magnoliopsida; Rosales; Rosaceae. The record is from RefSeq and is a predicted model, not a curated record. Gene Ontology annotation, biological process: regulation of autophagy. Gene Ontology annotation, cellular component: mitochondrial outer membrane; intracellular membrane-bounded organelle. Gene Ontology annotation, molecular function: 2 iron, 2 sulfur cluster binding.
GUGUGCCAUCCACACCACCAACCAAAAAAUCCCACCUUUAACCAACCCAUCACUCGUUCGAGGGCGAAAGGGCUAGAAAUCUCUGAAACCCAUUUCAAUGGCGUCGAUUGUGAGCACUGCGGGGUUUAUUUCGUGCGGUGGUUUGAACCGGAGCAGCGGGAGAUCGAGCACCACGUUCGGGACCCGGUUGGCCUACCCUUUAUCCUCUUCUUUCGGCGGUGGUUGUAGCAGGAGGCUGAAGCCGGCCGUGGUGGUUGUGAGGGCGGAGGCUCAGCAUAUAAACCCUGAAAUCAGGAAGGGCGAGGAGAAGGUUGUGGACACUGUUUUGGUCCCUGAGCUCUCUAAGCCCCUCACUGUUUAUUGCAGGUGUUGGAGGUCAGGGACUUUCCCGCUGUGCGAUGGAAGUCAUGUAAAGCACAAUAAAGCUACUGGUGAUAAUGUUGGACCAUUACUCGUCAAGAAGCAGUGAGUUGCAUUUCGAUGCUGGACGAGGUAUGCCAAUAUUUCAAAUGGGUUUUGAAAUGUGAGAUUAUAUGUUGAAGUUGAAAGAAUAUGUUCAAUGUAUCGUUUGAAAUCUGAAUAAUAUGUGAUGUGAACAUGUUAGUAGAGCCAUUUAAUCGUUUCACGUUUCAAAUAGUAAGUUAGCAGUUUCACACUCUUUCUUUUACUUGCCACUUUAAAGCGAUGCACCGAGAUUUGUGUGACGGGUCAUCGUUGUCUUGCUUUCGGUCGCUAUUGCUAGAAGCAUCUGUGAAUUAAAGCUCAUUGAUUUCA